Messenger RNA from Formica exsecta, 2042 nucleotides. RefSeq names its product ras-related protein Rab-11A-like (gene Rab11). The transcript is spliced from 5 exons. Gene Ontology annotation, cellular component: recycling endosome. Gene Ontology annotation, biological process: exocytosis. The record is from RefSeq and is a predicted model, not a curated record. Gene Ontology annotation, molecular function: GTP binding; GTPase activity. The coding region runs from base 355 to 1002 and encodes 215 amino acids. Lineage: Eukaryota; Metazoa; Arthropoda; Insecta; Hymenoptera; Formicidae.
AUUGCGCAUGCAUGCUUUGUAUCGGCUUUGGAGGGGCGUAGAAAGGAGGCCAUAUUGUACAGUUGAAUUGAAAGAACGAAAAUAAUUGUAUCGCUCGCGUUCGCGCACCGCCCUUGGAUUCCCUCUAUUUUUGUCUCGUAUCGUUUUGCGCGACGGCGACGUUUGUCCGUGGUCGCGUGCCGCGACAGCCGUCACGAGAACAACGUACGGGAGCCAAUCGGCGGCUCCUGUGUGGCCUCCUGUCUCUUUGUAUAUAAGCCAUACACAUCGCGCAGUAGUACGGUUCCAACAACCCCAGAGACACCCGACUUGUCGGCUUAUUAAAAGGUGCUUGUUGCUUGCUGCUUGAUCGAGAUGGGCACUCGGGACGACGAAUACGAUUAUUUAUUUAAAGUUGUUCUUAUCGGAGAUUCUGGAGUAGGGAAAAGUAAUCUUCUAUCUCGAUUUACGAGAAAUGAAUUCAAUUUGGAAUCAAAGUCUACUAUCGGAGUCGAGUUUGCAACACGCAGUAUACAAGUAGACGGUAAAACUAUUAAAGCUCAAAUUUGGGAUACAGCUGGUCAAGAGCGCUAUCGUGCGAUCACUUCUGCAUAUUAUCGCGGAGCAGUCGGUGCACUACUUGUGUACGAUAUUGCGAAACACCUGACAUAUGAAAAUGUAGAAAGAUGGUUACGAGAAUUACGGGACCAUGCUGAUCAGAAUAUUGUGAUCAUGUUAGUGGGAAAUAAGUCAGAUUUAAGGCAUCUGCGUGCUGUUCCAACUGACGAGGCUAAGGCGUUUGCUGAGAGGAAUGGCUUGUCUUUCAUUGAAACAUCUGCUUUAGAUUCUACUAAUGUUGAGACAGCAUUUCAAAAUAUAUUAACAGAAAUAUACAGAAUCGUAUCGCAAAAGCAGAUACGAGACCCACCUGAAGGUGAUACAAUCCGGCCACAGAACGUAGAACAAAUUGAAGUUAAACCAACGAUGAAUGCUGAGGGAAUGCGUAAGCAGUGCUGCCAGUGACUCACCUUGUUGCUUAAAAUAAGCAGUCAUUUGGAGAAGGGAAAAAUGGAAGUACUAGCUGAUGGUAGAUAUAACAGAUGCAUAACAGAACAAGAGCUAAGACUAUAUGCGCAAGCAUGUAAUCUUGUAUGCUAGAGAAGAUUUUACUCUAUCAUCCUUGCGAGAGAGAGGACAUCUAACCAAUUAAAAUGAGAGUAUGCAUUACAUAUUCGUGGAAAUAAUCAAGUAAGGAUAAACGUGAAACAACUGUAUAAUGCUAUAUAAGCGCGAAUAUACAAGUGUACCAGUCUUUGUCCGCGAAAAAGAUCAUCUUUACUCUCUUUCUCUCUCUUUGUCUGUCUCUCUAUCUGUCACGAUAUAAAUUAUGUUAUAAUAAAUAAAUGUUGUAUUACUGCUUCUUUGUAAUACAUAUAAACGGUUCUUAAUGCGUAGUAUGAUUGUGAGUAUGUGAACAGUUUAUGGUCAUAUAUGCAAUGAAAUAUCAUGAAUAAGUACUUUAUCACAUGCACUGCAUAGAAGAAACAAAUACUAUAUGUAUAAAUAACGGUCUUACACGGCAUGAUGAUAAAAAGGCAAGAUGUGAAAACAGAUUGUCUUUUCUCGUUGCUCACUCUCGGAUCUUCGCAAAUAAUGGUAUAUUGGUCUGUAUAAGCUUCUUGGCACUAUAUGCUUCGGGAUUAUUUUAUUUUUACAUGGAGCUUUCCACUUCAGACUUCUUAUCGAAUAAAACUGUAUAAGAGAAUGCGGUUACAAAUAAAGCUAUAUAGUAGGCAUUUUUCAAAAUCUUAAAAUACUGCUUUCUCUCUGUGUGGCUAUACUGUAAUAUGUUAUUGUCUCGCACAUGAGUUUUUAUUGUAUCCAAAAUAAAGAGAGUGAGUAAAAGUGUUAACAAAUCAAGAUGUCUCGAUGGAUUAUGUAAAAGAUAUCAAUGGUUUUCAAAAAGAUUUACCACUUAUAUAAUGAUAAUCUUUAGGAAGAUUAUUAAGAAAAAGCAAGAUUAAUAAAAGAUAAUUAAAGCAUCGUGCGUGCGUUUAACCUGA